Biomphalaria glabrata is the source of this 1341-nucleotide messenger RNA. Its product is annotated as 1-deoxyxylulose-5-phosphate synthase YajO-like. Gene Ontology annotation, molecular function: oxidoreductase activity. The coding region runs from base 95 to 1105 and encodes 336 amino acids. Lineage: Eukaryota; Metazoa; Mollusca; Gastropoda; Planorbidae. The transcript is spliced from 9 exons. The record is from RefSeq and is a predicted model, not a curated record.
GUGGGAUGUGGCUGACAACAAGUGUGACUUCACUAGUUGAAUUUGACUAUCAUUUGACCAGUUCUUGUCCUUGCUGGCAGUCCUUGUCUCCAAUAUGGAACAUAUCACUUUAAAAGGAACCGAUCUUAAAGUAUCUCGUUUUUGUCUUGGUACUUGGCAAUUCAAUGAUGGAGAAAAUAAUGUAACCUGGCCUGCCCAGUCUGCAGAGUUGUCAAAGUCUGUUGUUGAUAAAUGUCUGGAGUUGGGGAUCAACUUUUUUGAUACUGCAGAGGGCUACAAAAACUCUGAGAAAGUUCUUGGAAAAGCUUUGCUGGGCAGACGUCAAGAUGCUGUGGUGGCCACUAAGUUUGGCUUUAGAGAUGGGAUUGGAACUCCUCCUUACUCUGCACAAGAGAUUGAUGAGGCAGUGACUCGAUCUUUACAAAAUUUACAGACAACUUACCUAGACAUACUACAGGUUCACUUUCCUUCAUUUAUUAGAGACAGUGUUGAGGCAGUCACUGAAUUAGAAAGACAAGUUUCUUUAGGCAGGAUUCGUUACUAUGGAUUCUCAAACUUCGCCCCCAACAGAAUUAAAGCAUUUGUUGAAGCUGGAGGGAAACCUGUGGUCAAUCAGAUCGGUUACAACCUAUUGUGGCGCUCACCUGAGCUUGAACUUAUCCCUGAGUGUCAAAAGUUUGGUAUCAAUCUUAUGGCAUAUUCUCCACUUCAGCAAGGUCUUCUCACUGGGAAAUUUGCCAGCCUGUCUGACGUUCCGGAGGGAAGAAGACGUGGAAGAUUGUUCAGCAAAGACUCAACCUCAUUAUCUAGACAUGGUCAAGAUGGAGCAGAAGAAGAAGUAGACCAGGCUUUAAAGAGAAUCCGUGAAAUCUGCAACAAUGCUGGCAUACAGAUGUCCAAAGCUGCUCUAUCUUGGAUCCUGCAGCAAGAUGGCAUUGCUGUGGUCAUUGCUGGAGCCAGUUCUCCGGAGCAAGUCGUUGAAAACAGUGAAAUCAUAAAACUAAAUAAUGACAUUAUCCAACAGUUGACUGAAGCAACGGAAGAGGUCAAGAAAAAAAUUGGGCCAUCACUUGACCAGUGGGCAGCAGAAGACAGGUGCCAGUAAUUCAAGACAUAGUCAGCAGUUAAGAAUGAAAUGUUAUCAAUAUGGCAUUAAAUGUGGGUUUUAAUAAUAUUUUAUUUGUACUAAAUCCAGGGAUCAAUAAAUAUUUUUAUACAAAGUGAGGUAAUGUUUUUUAAACUUACAGUAUUAUGUUGUUUGUUGAAAUCUAAUGAACACUGUGGUGCAUUUCUAAUGUAUUUUAUCUUGCUGUAAGACUUAAUAAAAUGAAAGACAAAGAU